Molecule: messenger RNA, 3467 nt
Organism: Anastrepha obliqua
Lineage: Eukaryota; Metazoa; Arthropoda; Insecta; Diptera; Tephritidae
Gene: Pgant1
Product: polypeptide N-acetylgalactosaminyltransferase 1
Exons: 5
Coding region: 866-2752 (628 amino acids)
Cellular component (GO): Golgi apparatus
Source: RefSeq, a predicted model, not a curated record
UACAUUCAACAAUUGUGGGCUUAUAAAUGGAAAACGCAAAAGGAAAACAAAAUUAAAGCUAAAUGAUUGCAUACCUGCGAAACCCAAACUGGUCUGAGAACGUUCAGCAAAUUUGUGAUGAAAGAGCUAAGCGAAAAGAGCUUUAACAAAUAGCAGGAAAUAAGAAUACUUAAAACAACCAUAUAAAGCUAAAGAGUAGCCGCUGCGACACUAUCACAGUGGUCGUACUGACGUCUCCAGCAGCUGCUUAGCGGUGUAAAAAAGAAGUAAAACGUUAAUGCUGUUGUGCUGAGUGGAGAUGGUUAUGGUGGCGUUGAAUCGUGAGCCAGAAGUCGCGGUUUGUGAGACUCAGUUAUUAUGUUAGUACGUUUUGGCCACAUCAAGCAGACGGUCGUGCAGCGACGGUUCGUUCCGAUCGAUGUAAACACUGUGUUAGCGGUAAAACUGGAUUUGGAUUUCUAAAAAAUUGUGCCAUAGCAAAAGAAAGGCAAACUAAACGCCGACUAAGCGAACCAGCCAAACACCUAAUGAAUUAAUAUUAGCAUAAAGUUCCAUUUGGAUUGUUCAAGAAUUUAAAACGAAAGUUGGAAAUUUUGUGAUAGCUGCGUCGCAGAUGUUUAAGUUGAAAUACUUAGACACGUAGCCGCGGACAAACUUUUUUUUUUGUUAGCCCAACUACGUACUGCAGUUCACUAGUGUAUGGUGGUAAUGCGUAUACCGUCGUCAGCGUACAAUUCAAAUCCCUACUCCUUUCAGUUUCAAUACGGGAACAUAAAUAAAACUACACCCACAAUUUGCCAUCAUUGUACACUCCACCUCGUCUAUACUUCAUUCAGCUAGCCUUAGCACAAUAAACUAACUAAAAAUGCUACGUUCCUUUCGUUCCUUCUACGGCAAAAUAAUCAUUUUUGCGUUGGUGGCUCUUUGCUUUAUACUUUACAUUAAAGUGCUGCAAGUAGAAGACACCGUAAGGCAAACACAGCAACUACAAGCUGCGAAAUUGAAGGACCAGCUGGAGGAGAACGAUGUACUACCCAAAGAGCGCCAAGCUGAACGUAGAGUGCACACAAAUCCACGACAUCGUGUACUUGAUCGUCCUGAAGACAAUGAAAUUCUAAAGAAACCAAAUCAAUCCUCACGUCCAACCGAUUCGUCCUAUGAGCUAAGCAUACGUUUGGAUUUGGAAAAGCAGAACCCUGCGCUGGGUGCGCUCGGCACGGCAGCGCAUUUGAGUGGAGAAGCGGCACGGCGUGGCGAUGAGAUCUACAAAAAGAUAUCGUUAAAUGAAGAACUCAGCGAACGGCUGUCGUAUAAUCGAACUUUAGCUGAUUCGCGUCAUCCGGCGUGUUUGAAGCAGACCUUCGAUGUUUCAACACUACCUAGCGCAAGUGUGAUUGUGAUUUUUUACAACGAGCCAUACUCAGUGCUGGUACGUACGGUGCACAGCACCUUGAAUACCUGCAAUGACAAAGUGCUGAAGGAAAUAAUUCUGGUCGACGAUGGUAGCGCAAAUGAGGAACUGCAUGGCAAAUUGGACUAUUACACCAGUUCAAGAAUACCGAAUGGAAAAGUGCAGGUGCUGCGUUUGAAGAAUCGGCUGGGUUUGAUACGCGCCCGUUUGGCUGGUGCGCGCAUUGCCACCGGCGAUGUGCUAAUCUUCCUUGACGCCCAUUGUGAAGCGAAUGUCGGUUGGUGUGAGCCUCUGUUGCAGCGUAUCAAGGAGUCACGCACCAGUGUGUUGGUGCCGAUUAUUGAUGUGAUCGAUUCGAAAGAUUUCCAAUACAGCACGAACGGCUUCAAAUCGUUCCAGGUAGGCGGUUUCGAGUGGUCGGGCCAUUUCGAUUGGAUUGAUGUAUCGGAUCGCGAGAAGAAACGUCAAUUGCGUGAAUGCAAGCAACCGCGACAAAUAUGCCCUGCCUACAGUCCGACCAUGGCGGGUGGCCUUUUCGCCAUCGAUCGGCGUUAUUUCUGGGAGAGUGGCAGUUAUGAUGAACAGAUGGAUGGCUGGGGCGGUGAAAAUCUAGAGAUGUCUUUUAGAAUCUGGCAAUGCGGAGGCACAAUUGAGACGAUACCUUGUUCGCGUGUGGGCCACGUAUUUCGCGAUUUUCAUCCCUACGAAUUCCCAAAUGAUCGGGACACGCAUGGCAUCAACACGGCACGCAUGGCGCUCGUUUGGAUGGACGAAUACGUAAAUCUCUUCUUCCUCAAUCGACCCGAUAUGAAAUUUCAUCCGGACAUUGGCGAUGUCACACAUCGCGUGAUGUUGCGCAAAAAAUUGCGUUGCAAAAGUUUCGAUUGGUAUUUGAAAAAUAUCUAUCCGGAGAAAUUCCUACCGAAUAAAAAUGUUGUCGCAUACGGUCGCAUACGCGCACUGAGCAAAGACUUGUGUGUGGACGAUUUGUCGCAGAGCAAUGAGAAACCCUAUAAUUUGGGCAUAUUCUGGUGUGCCAAAACGUUGACGAAAUCGCAAUUCUUCUCGCUCACCAAUUCGCAAGUGCUGCGAAAUGAGUUAAGCUGUGCUACGGUGCCGCACGGCGAUGGGGAGUCGCGAGACGUGAAGAUGGUGCCGUGCAUGGACAACGAUGACUAUAAUGAACAGUGGGACUAUCAGGAUGAACGUUUGAUACAUGUAAAUAGCGGCUUGUGUUUGGAUCACCAGGAAUUGCGCAGUUCGGAUUAUAUACAGGUGACACGCUGCGAUAAUGACAGCGAAACGCAGCGCUGGACGAUACAACACGAGAAGUCGCUGUGAGAGCGAGCGGCGGUGAAGAAGUCGAAAGUCUACUAAACUAAUAUGUUUAAGUUUAAAGUUAAAGCCAUUGUGUAAAUAUUGAAAACACUACAUAUACAUACAUACAUACCAACAUGUACACAUACAUUGUAAAUUCGGAAUGCACAAUUUUUGAUUGAAUUUUGUAUUUUUUUUUUGUGUUUUUGUUUUCUUUUUUUGACGACACUAUGUACAAUAGCUAGGAUAUGUAAAUUAUUUUGAUAUGCAAAUAUUAAUCGCGAAAAUGUUGUAUAAAUGCAAAGUAAAUGAUUUAUUAAUUUGAAAUUAGUAGCAAUGUUUGUAGGAAUUAACGUGUGGAAUUAAGUGAAAGCAGACAUUCCUUGGCCGUCUUGGGCCGUCUGAUGAAUUGCUCCUGACUAAGAAGUAGUUAUUUUGCGCACGAACAAACGCAACACGCUUGUGUGUGUGUGUGCGAAGUGAAGUGUAGUUAGUGAAAAUCUAUUUAAAUUGUAAUUUGCUGUUUUAUUUUAGGCUAAGCAAUUUUUGUAUAUUUUUUUUUUAAGUCAAACAAAUAUAUUUUUUAUUUUAAGGGGACAGAUACCUGUAAACGGCCAUAUUUUCCCUGAUUUUCAGUAAAAUUAUUUAAAAUGAAGAAGUCAAUAUAUUUUUUUUUCAAAAUUGGCAAACAGUUUAUUUAUACAUUAAAAUAAUAUUAUCAUUUUUUUUUUAUUUUAAU